AUGUUGCCUGCGCUGAAGUGGCUGGACAAGGAAAUGGUCAAGCAGGAAGAGUGUUGGCAGGGCCUCAUACACUGCAAAAGUCUGGGAGAAUGCCUCAGAACACGGAGAAUACUCGCAAACUCUCCCGGGCAAUAUGGCUCCUACAUACUCGAUCACGCCGUGUCAGCCGCGUUACUUCAGAAUUACCUACGGAGCUUUGAGCAGAUCUAUCGGAUUAAUCAUGUGCCGACGCUGCAGAGAGAGCUCGAGACAUUUCUACAAGAUCGCGCUUCGGUCAACCACGAAUGCAUUGUUAGACUUCAGCUUUGCUUUGCACUUGGAGCUCUAACAUACGAUGAUCUAUUCUCUCUUCGACCGCACGCUCUUCAAUGGAUAUACGAGGCCCAAUCUUGGCUUACCAACGCUGAGAAAUCACAGCCAAGUAUUUCGGGCAUUCAGAUCAUGUGUCUCUUGCAGCUGGCUCAACAGACGACAGAGUCACUUUAUGGGGACCGGAUCUCAGCUCUCUCAGGCAACCUUCUUCGGUCUGCGAUAUGCAUCGGGUUGCACCGAGAUCCGAUUGGGCUGCCGCGGAUGUUACCUUUUCAGAUCGAGAUUCGACGCCGUCUCUGGACUACUGUGUUAGAGCUGGUUCUGGAAGCAAGCAUAGAGUCUGGCCAGCCCGUUCUCAUCUCAUCCGAGGACUUUGACUGUAGCUUACCCUCAAAUCUGAACGACGACCAGCUGCACUGCGAGUCUACAGUCCGUCCCAUUCCGAAGAACCCCAGUCUUCACACCGAUAGCUCUCUGCAAAUUGCUCUCGGUCAGUCCCUGACGUUGAGACUGACAAUCGCUAAAUUGUGGAACAAGGUCAAGCAGGAGGCGAACUACGCCACAGUCCUACAGCUUAGUCCGCAGCUUACUGCCACCCGCCAGAUUUUGACAACUACGCUCAAGAACUUGGGCAAGAAUACCUCGCUAUUGACUUGUCAUAUGUGCGAGAUGGUACUUAUGCGAUACGUCUUUGCGCUGCAUUUGCCUUACAUGCUUCUACCUGAUUCUGUCUUUUCCCAUUCACGACGCGAGUGCAUAGAUGCUGCGCUGCAUCUUACAUACAGGGCUAUGCCAGUAUCCGACACGAACGAGUCACUCUCGGAGCUUCUACAGCAAGCAAAUGACGAAGACUACUGUCCCGAAUUUGGCCGAUUGAUAGUCUGCGGCUCGGGAUCCUUGCGGUCGGCACAGCAUAUUGCUAUCAGUGUGAUCGCGGCAGAUCUCAACACCAUGAUAUCAGAAAGAGGCAAAAUAGCGACAGGGUCGGCUCUACGUGUCGUGGAAGAGCGUUGGCUACUGAAGGCUGGUGUUGCAUGGGCCAGACGGAGAAUCGAGGCAGGGCAAGAGAAUGUGAAAGAUUAUGUAUUCUUUGCAAUAGUGCUUGCUGCAGCAGAAGCUGUCUUGAAAGGCAAACCCGUCGAGGAUGAGAUGACAGAGCGAUGUAAGGAGGCAAUCGCGGACGCGAAGACGUUGCUAUCGGAUAUGACUGGGGGAACAACCUUUGAGCCCGCUAGCGCUGUUCAAAAUGCAGAGUGUGAGAAUUAUUUGGAGGAUAUCGGAGCUUUCUGGGCAAGCGACUUACCGUCCCUUGACUGGGGUGGAUUCAUGCCAAUGCCACACAGCUAA
Messenger RNA from Colletotrichum tamarilloi, 1659 nucleotides. RefSeq names its product fungal specific transcription factor. Gene Ontology annotation, molecular function: zinc ion binding; RNA polymerase II cis-regulatory region sequence-specific DNA binding; DNA-binding transcription activator activity, RNA polymerase II-specific. Gene Ontology annotation, biological process: regulation of transcription by RNA polymerase II; DNA-templated transcription. The record is from RefSeq and is a predicted model, not a curated record. Gene Ontology annotation, cellular component: nucleus. Bases 1 to 1659 code for a protein of 552 amino acids. The transcript has a single exon. Lineage: Eukaryota; Fungi; Ascomycota; Sordariomycetes; Glomerellales; Glomerellaceae.